AAUAAGGCGCUGUCUCUUUAAAUGGGUGACUAGCGGGUGUCUGUCUGACUGUGAUAAAACAGCUACUGAAGAGCCACAGAACGGGAACUGAUCGCCUCCAGAAACACAAAGGGACUUCACGACCAACGCUAUGGGCAUCAAACUGUACUACACCACCGUGACUGCAUCGAGAGAGGUCAAGUCUCAGCAGGCCGAGGUCAUGCGUAUUCUGGAAAGUAAGAGCAUCAAGUAUGAGUUGAUUGACAUUUCGGUGGGUGGUGAUGUUCGGGAUGAGAUGAGGAGUAAAUCGGGCAACCCCACGGCAAUCCCACCUCAGAUAUUCAAUGAAGACCAGUACUGUGGGAACUACGAGAUGUUUUCUGAGGCGGUGGAGGCAGACACAGUGGAACAGUUUCUGAAGAUUGCCUGAGAGCCAAAACUGGUAGCAACCAUCAUCCUCUUCCCUUCCCUGCUCCAUGUCCACAUUCCCAAAGAGAGGUCUGCCUGUCCCCCUCUGCUCCGCCGGCGGCGCCUGCCUUCCGUGUCUCAAUGCCAUGCCACAUGCCAAACACAAUCAACAGAAAAGCACACACUGGCUCUGUACCACCAUAUUUACCCUCAAACCGAGACCCUUCUACUUUUUCAUUCCUUCAUGCUUUUGUUUUAAGGAUCCUUUUGUGUCCUCUUUGGUUCCGACUCCUUAAACGCCACUAAUUUGUCUUAAUCUUGUUUGGAUCUGAGCUCUUGGAUGUGUAGUAAUUAGGUCACCUAAUCUGGGCAGCAACCCUAUGUUUAUUCCAGACUGAACUAAUGCACAGUCCAAGAAACACAGCAAUCAUUUAGUGUCCAGUAGGUGAAUCAGAUCGACCUGCAUAUAUUCCCACUUUUAGUGCUGAUAAAUCAUUUAGAAAAGGUUAAUUCUCCAUGGGCGGAAAUUUAUUAUGUGUUGGUACCUUAAAAACACAGGCCCUAAUUUCCAGCAUGACGUGAAGCAGCUGCAUCAGAUCCUAUACUAAGCACACUGCUUUGUAUUGUGUGUUUUAGCAGUGUUAAAAAACCACAGGUAUGCUCUCCGAGACAGAUUUCCAUUUAACAUUCCCAAAGUCAGGGACUGAAAAACGUUCCAUUGCAUCAAACUGUGCCAAUAAAUGUCUGUACGAAUGAGUUUUCCAUGCAAGCAUUUUCCUCCGUCUUCUGGGUACAAACUUUAUUCCAAAGUCUGAAAUAUCCAAGAAUCUGAAAAUCUAUUAUAAGGAUAAAUUCCUCAAUGAUUUGGUCAUGUUUUACCAAAAUAGAAAUCAUAUUUGGCAGUAAAAAAUACGAUUUAUUGUUUGCAAUGGGAUAUUUCUUUCAUGACAGUUAACCUUUAAUGUAUUAGUAGUAUAUAUAAUACUACUAUUUUACAUUUAAAUUGAUCUGCAUCGCUAUAAGGAUAAUUAUGCUAAAAUGUCAUGAAGAUCAUUUCAAAUUGCAACAAAAAAAGGCACCAUUUUAAAAAAUAUAUACUCCAACACAUUCCUGAAUGCCACAGAACUUCAUCUCAUUUCUUUCUGGUAAUGCACUAAAUGUUGGUGUGUGUGUGUGAUCAGCAAUGCAAACCCCCCCCUGAGCUCUUAACUAACUCCGUACUUCAGCUGCAACCACGAAAUUCAUCAUCUAGUAGCCGAAUCACUCCAUACGCCAUAGUUCACAUGUGCAUGCUGUUCCAUCAAGGGUCUGUCGCCAUCCAACUGAGCUCACUGGAGGUUGUAGCAUUGACAUUUCCAGCAGGUUAUCCUCUAGCAUGUUGUGUUGAUCAUAUUGGUACUUAAUUUUUAUACUGUAUACUUGGCACAGUCUUACGAUCUUGAUACGAGUCGUGGUCCCACAUCUAAUUCAUUUCGUCUGGUAUUGGUAAUGUCUGCUGCUCCCAGUUGGUCUUGUUUGCAGUGUGUUGUUCUCUGCGGUCGAAGCUGAGGAUGUGGGACCUGCAGGCACGGACGGCUGGCUCAUGAAAUGAUUGUGAAUCUUCCUCUGUUGUAUUGUUUGUAAUGAUUUCUUGUGGUCUCUUUGUGCUGUACUGCUUUGCUUUAGGACCAACGCCCUUUUUGGCCAAAAUAAAAGAAUGAUCAUUAGGGAAAGAAAUGCUGUUGUCUUCCAAGAAGAUGGUGACAUUGUGAUGUAUGGGUCAAAUAAAAAGUGCAAGAAAAAAUUA
This is a messenger RNA of Carassius gibelio (silver crucian carp), 2173 nucleotides long. Its product is annotated as SH3 domain-binding glutamic acid-rich-like protein 3. Gene Ontology annotation, cellular component: cytoplasm. The record is from RefSeq and is a predicted model, not a curated record. The transcript has 3 exons. Bases 131 to 409 code for a protein of 92 amino acids. NCBI's taxonomy places the organism in Eukaryota, Metazoa, Chordata, Actinopteri, Cypriniformes, Cyprinidae.